AUGCUUGAUACAGUGUAUCGUCACCUGCAUUGUGUGAACCUUGUUCAGGUUAUGUUUUUUUCUUUUUUUCUUUUCUGUAUUUCAGAGUUUGUUGUGGCAUCAAGUGGGGUACGUAUGAAAUACUGCAUGUUUGACGAAGUUAUGAGUCGUAUUGGUAAUGAUCCUGUUGCUGUUAUACCAGAGGUUCCUCGUAAGGGGCAUUCUGCUGUGCAGGUUUAUACUGUUGGGGGUGAUGAAUUUUCACCGAUUCGUAUUAAGGCUUUGUUAAAUAAUUUAGAUGAACCAUCAAAAUAUUGCUCUAAUGAAGGGGAAGUUCGUUUGGGCUUGCGUAAAGUUGAAGUUUUUUGUCGAAGUGUUAGUGUGCUGACAGAAGAGAAGAAGAAAAUCAUUGUGAAGCAGGUUAUUCCUGCCGCAAUUAAUUUGCAUGCUGAACGUCUAUCCGUUGUUCCACUUAAGGGCCCAGUUCGAAUUCCACAGAAGAAUAUAGGUCUCUGUCAAUGGUUUAUAAUACCUCGGGAACACCAUACUGUUGGUGUGGAUGGAGGUGAUUUUUUUUUGUAUGUUAGUGCUAUGCAGAGUGAAGUGGUUAUGGCAUGGGCUAUGCCGUGCGCAAGACUUGAAAGUGGUCGUCCAUUUCUUGGUGGUAUGAAUCUUGAUCCUAUGGGUGUUUCGUCGACGAAGAUUUUUGCUCGUGUUGUUGCACAUGAGAUUGCACAUGCCCUUGGGUUUAACCAGCAUCUUUUCACUAGGCGUAAUAUGAUUUCUAAUAUCUCAAAUGUGCGUGGUAAGGCUAAUGUACGGGUUAUCUCCACUCCAAAAGUUAAGGAGUUUACUGGGAAGUAUUAUAAUUGCCCUGAGAUUCCAGGUAUGGAGUUAGAAGACGAAGGUGGAAAGGGUACGUUAUCUUCACACUGGGAGCGGCGCAACGCAAUUGAUGAGCUAAUGAGUGGUUUAAUUGGAAAAGGCUAUUACACUGUACUAACGUUGGCAGCAUUCCAUGAUACGGGUUUUUUUAAAGCUAAUUUUAGUAUGGCUGAACCAAUGAAGUGGGGUAAUAAUUCUGGUUGUCAAUUUUUAAAAGAACCUUGUAUUAAAAAUGAAAUUUCUUCUUUCCCUGAUUUGUUCUGUAAUUGGAACGGAAAGAAUAGUUUGCCAUCCUGUACAUAUGAUCAUUUGUCACUUGGAUACUGUACACUGGAUAGCUUUACUGAGGAUCGACCACCUGAGUACCGGUACUUCACGGACCCAAAACGUGGUGGCAGUAGCUCUUUUAUGGACUUCUGCCCUCAUGUUGACGAGGAUCCUAAGAAAAGUUGUACUAGUGGAAAUGCAAUGGAUAUGAAGGGAAGUUAUAUUGGUCCAAAUUCAAGGUGUGUAAAAGGAGUGGAUCUAAGGUUAUCUAACGUUCCACUUGGUGAUGUGUGCGUGAACACUUUGUGUGAAAAUGGAAAACUAAAAGUUCAAUUCCAACUUGACAGUGAAUGGUACUUAUGUGAGGAAAAUAAAAUUAUAAGGUCAAAAAAUCCCCAAUGGAGUGGGGGAAUUCGCUGUCCAAAGUACAAUGAAGUCUGUAUUGAUUUACCUGAUGUAAGUGGUGUGUUACCUCCAGUUGUUUUGCCUUUUUCAUACCGUUUGACUACAGAGAAUAAUAUCACAGAAUUACAGAAAGAAGAACGAACCACUACUGAUGGUAAAAUCAAGCUACCAGGAUUUAAAACUGCCAAUAAUAAUAUGUUUGAAAGCGGUAUCAUUCUUUUGUCUUGUUUUUUUCCGCUUUCCUUUAUUGUUUUUUUUAUAGUUGCUUAA
Molecule: messenger RNA, 1806 nt
Organism: Trypanosoma theileri
Lineage: Eukaryota; Euglenozoa; Kinetoplastea; Trypanosomatida; Trypanosomatidae
Product: putative surface protease GP63
Exons: 1
Coding region: 1-1806 (601 amino acids)
Biological process (GO): proteolysis; cell adhesion
Cellular component (GO): cytoplasm; membrane
Molecular function (GO): metalloendopeptidase activity
Source: RefSeq, a predicted model, not a curated record